This is a messenger RNA of Ostreococcus tauri, 390 nucleotides long. Its product is annotated as Ribosomal protein L2 domain 2. The transcript is spliced from 3 exons. The record is from RefSeq and is a predicted model, not a curated record. Gene Ontology annotation, biological process: translation; ribosomal large subunit biogenesis. Lineage: Eukaryota; Viridiplantae; Chlorophyta; Mamiellophyceae; Mamiellales; Bathycoccaceae. The coding region runs from base 1 to 390 and encodes 129 amino acids. Gene Ontology annotation, cellular component: ribosome; cytosolic large ribosomal subunit. Gene Ontology annotation, molecular function: RNA binding; structural constituent of ribosome.
AUGCCGUUCAAGAGAAACAUCGAAGUUGGCCGCGUCGCGCUCGUCAACCUCAAGGCGGACAAGCGCUACGGCAAGCUCGUGGUGAUCGUAGACAUCGUUGACCAGAACAGAGUGCUUGUCGCCGCUCCGGGCGUGAAGCGUGAUGUGAUCUCCCUCAAGCGCGUUGCUAUCACCGACAUGAAGGUUGAAUGCGAACGCGCGUGCGACGAAGCUGCGCUCAACGCGGCGUGGAAGGCCGGCGAGGUCGAGAGCAAGUGGGCGGCGAGCGCGUGGGGCAAGAAGAUCGCGCGCCAAAACGCUCGCGCGUCUCUCACGGACUUCGAGCGCUUCAAGGUUGCGCUCGCGCGCACGAAGCGCAGCGCCCUCAUCAAGAAGGCGCUUGCGGCGUAA